GAAGCGGAAGUGCAACCGGAAGCCCUGGUGGCUAGGUCCCUUUUGCCGGCCACUUCACCGGUGUUUUUUUUUUUUGGCGGGGGGAGAGCGGCCGGCCCCCCUCCCUUGCGAGGAGGAUGCUCUUGGCCUCGCGCGGGUGGGGGCGGCACCUCGGGGUGGUCUGGCUACUCGCCUUCCUUGCGGCAGCAGAAAUAGAAGAAACUUCUGACCUGCUAUCAGAAGAACUAAGUGAAACUACCCUACCAUUAAAUUCGGAAAGCACUUCUGUCCAUUCAAGCAGCGAUGGACACAGAGAAUCGGUACAGUAUAGGACUGCAGAAAUUGCUGAUGCUAUGAUGAGUGGUAGCCUUCUUGCAGACCAUCAUGUUGUAUUGUCUGUUAUUCCAAGCGACACAAAGGAGACACAUCUCUCUGAAGCAGACACGGGUACUUGUGAUGCAUCAUCAGAUGGUGAAUGCCGUACGAAUAACAUAGCAUCUGUAUCUCAGCAAGUGUCUCAUUCACAAGAGCCAAUAGUACAUCCAGCAGUAGUGCUGGAAGCAGUGCAUCCUUCAUCAGCAGAGGACUCAAAUAACACAGAUGGUAUGAAAACCCCAAAAGUGAACUGUGAGGAAAGAAACAUUACAGGAAUGACAAAUUUCACAUUACAGAUUUUGAAUAUUUCCCAAGAUUUAAUGGAAUUUUUAAAUCCAAAUGGCAGUGACUGCACGUUGGUCUUAUUUUAUACCCCUUGGUGUCGUUUUUCUGCCAAUUUGGCUCCUCAUUUUAAUUGUCUGCCACGAGUGUUCCCAACACUUCAUUUCUUAGCCUUGGAUGCCUCCCAACAUAGCAGUUUAUCAACUCGGUUUGGAACUGUGGCUGUUCCUAACAUCCUCCUUUUUCAAGGUGCUAAGCCAAUGGCGAGAUUUAAUCAUACAGAUAGAACUCUGGAAACAUUGAAAGCAUUUAUUUUUAAUCAGACCGGUAUACAACCUAAAUCUGAUGUGAUGGUGAGCAUGGAAGAUCAUGUUGGUCCCCUGCCUAGCACACAGAGUAAAGGAAUAGAUUGGCUCCUCUUGUUUUCUUUAUUGUUUCUUAUCAGUUUUAUCAUGUAUGCUACUAUUCGGACAGAAAGCAUCCGUUGGUUAAUACCUGGACACGAUCAGGAGCAUCAGGAGUGAUAUGUGAUUUGAGUACUGUCUGCUUUCAGAAUAAGUUGAUAAACUUGUGAAUUCCUUAGUGUUUUGUGAGUCCUGUUAUGUUUAUUGCAUAUUAAAAAAGACGUACAAACAAUGAA
Messenger RNA from Ahaetulla prasina, 1276 nucleotides. It is a transcript of the gene TXNDC15, whose product is annotated as thioredoxin domain containing 15. Bases 117 to 1160 code for a protein of 347 amino acids. Gene Ontology annotation, biological process: cilium assembly. Gene Ontology annotation, cellular component: cilium. The transcript has 5 exons. The record is from RefSeq and is a predicted model, not a curated record. NCBI's taxonomy places the organism in Eukaryota, Metazoa, Chordata, Lepidosauria, Squamata, Colubridae.